Molecule: messenger RNA, 4718 nt
Organism: Closterium sp. Naga37s-1
Lineage: Eukaryota; Viridiplantae; Streptophyta; Zygnematophyceae; Desmidiales; Closteriaceae
Source: the annotation of a GenBank genome assembly
GUUCUCAUACCUCUCUUCUCUGUCCCCGCAUCCUUCCCCCAUCCCUCCCCCAUCCCUCCCCCGUCCUCUCCCCGGAUCCCCCCGCCUCUCCACCGCAGAUACUCCCCCGAGCUCUGCAAGUCCUUUCAAAUCUCCUGGUCCUCUCCGCUCUCUUCGUGUUUCUUCCCCCUCUUUCCCCUGUGUCGAUCAUCCUUCUCUUACCCCUCCUUCUCCACCCGCCCUACUCUCCCUCCAACUCUCCUCUCUCCCCCUCUCGCCCCCUUCAGAAGAGUUCCCAGAGCAAUCGCUCACGAGCAACGUCAACCGACGGAGUCGUCACCCAAACCAACGCUUCAGCCUCGGGCUGCCCAACCAGCCCGUUCGCCUCGGCGGCGGCUCGGCGGCGAUUCUCAGCCUCGGACACGGAUAACCUGGUGCAGCGCGCCAAUAGCCGCGGCCGGGGGAGCAUCAGCGGGCGCAUGGGGGACGGCGGGGGCGCGGGGGGGAGUGGCAGAAGCGGGGGCGGCGGAAGCAGGCGGGGGUCGCGGGAGCUGUCACUGGCGGAAGAGGAUUUGCGCGCGCUAGAGGAGGGGAUAGAGGAGGGGGGCGGGGACUUAUCGGACGUGGUUCGCGGAGGGGCGACGGGGGAAACGAGUAGUGCGGGAACUGGCGGAAACUCGUCGCAGGAGAGUGUACCAUUAGGUGUAGAGCAUCCCUACAGCGAUAGAAACGCAUCCGGGCGUUAUAGCGCGGAUGACUUCGCGUCUUAUAACGGGGAAACCAGUGGCCGCUUCAGCGGGGAAAGUUCUAGGAGGUUUUCAGAUUCCACUCCCCCGUUGUCCUCCGCCCCAGGGGCGCGGCUUUCCCCCUCGGCGGAGACACGCGCGCUUGUAAAUAGACCGCGGGGGAGGAGCAUGAAGGAGCGGGAGCCCGCGCAUGUGGGGACCGCUGCGGAAGCAAGCGCGGAGCCAGGCAUGCGCGCGCAUGGCGGGGAGUGCGCAGACCUUGGGGAAGGAGCGGUGGAGGGGAGAGCGCCGGGAAGCAGCAGGGGUUACGCGGAACGGCGAGCAAGAGAGGGGCGCGCGCUGCAGAGGGGGCGCAGCGAGGGCGGGCGGAUGGGGGAACACUUCCACGUGAGGGAGGGCGCGGGCAUGGGGGAAGGCAGUAGGGAGGGCGCGGGCAUGUGGGCCGAGGGGGAAGCGGAAAGGGAGGCGGCGGAUAGGGAGGCGGCGGAAAGGGAAGCGGCGGAUAGGGAAGCGGUUGAGAGGGAGGUGGCGGAGAGGGAAGCGGCGGAGAGGGAGGGAGCGGAGAGGGAGGGGGCGGAGAGGGAGCGGAGCGGGCGGCAGCAGGAGCGGCGGUGGCGGCGGUCCGCCCGCCGCAUGCCCUCGUGGGACUGCGAGCGCCUCCCCGGAGUAGCCUUCCCGCGCCCCCCCCGGUCCUUCGAAUCCUCCCCCAUAUCCAUCAACUCCCGCACCCCCCACUCCCGCACCUCCUCCCUCACUCCCUCCCACUCCUCUUCCGUCUCCCCGUCCCGGUUCCCGUCCUCCUUCUCCCCCUCGUUCGGGCCCUCUCGCACGUCCUCUCGCACACGGUCGCACAGCAGCAGCAAUGCGACGGACCAGUCGCUCGGGCAGUCGCCGCUUUGGACGCCGAGGCGAGUGGUGGAAGAGGCGAGUCGCCUGCUGGGGGGGCAGCGGGGGGAGGGGAUAGGGCUAGGCGCAGGCAUGGGGAUGGGCAUGAGCGCGGGUACAGGUAUGGGAUAUUACGGGAAGCAGCAGCACGGGCAGUAUCAGAAGCAGCAGCAACAGCCGCAGCAGCUGCAGCGGCGGCGGCACCAGAAGCACCAGUCAGAGUCAUGUAUAGACCUCCAGAUAGGCCCAGGGGGAACCUAUUCUGAUCUUUCUCCCAAUAGAGAUGCUAGAGGGUACAGUCCGGGGGUUCCGUAUGCGCGGGACAGGAUGUGGUAUGGCGAGGAGCGCAAUAUGGGGUACAGCCCGCCUGGAAGGGCCUUGAGCCCGCCAGCAGCAGCUCAACAAUUCCAGCAGAAGCAGCCGUUUGAGGGGAGGUCGCGGGUUCAAUCCCCGGUGCCGUCAUUCCCAAGCCGGGUCAGUGAGGGGGAUGAGGACAAGAGCAGCAGCAGCGGCAAAACUCGUGCCAGUGCUGCUCGCACUGGCGUCGCUGGUGCCUCUUCUCCUCAUGCCUCUGCCUCUGGAAACAGCACCCGCAUUGCUGCUGCCGCUGUUGCUGCUGCUGCUGAAGCGCUUUCUGCAAAGCCUAAAAGCCCAACCACCAACCCCACAACCCCUACAAUCCAUUGCCCAAGUCCCACUAGCCCAACCAGUCAAUGCGCUAGCCCCACCCCUGCUAGCCCUACAAGCCCCACAAGCCCCAACCCCACCAGUCCCACGAGUCCCACUGUGAUGCGCUCUCUCCCCACGCGCAGCUCUGCCAGCUCUACAGACGCGGAGGCUGUGCUGUGCCGCGCCCUCGCCUCCAUCCCCUCCCCCCCGGAUAGCCCCUCCGCGCUCACCCUCAUUCCGCCCCUCACUGCCUCCUCCUAUAAACCUAACAAGGCAGCAGCAGUAGCUGCUGCUGCUGCUCCUUCUGCUGAUAUUGCUCCCGCUCCAGUCCAGCCGCUGGGUCCCUCUGCCUCUGCCCCAUCCCUUGCAUUCAGAAACCCCCUGGCGGCGCUGCCCCCGCUGCCCUUCCCCUUCCGCCCAUCCCCUCGCGCCCCUGUGCCCAGCUCCGCGCCCGCCUUUGCAACCGCAGCUGCUCUCAUAGCUGUUGCUACAGGCAUGCCGGAUGGGCGUAUGGGCACGCCAGGGAGCCAUAUGGGCAUGUCAGAAGGCUGUAUGGGUAUGUUGGAAGGGCGGAAGGGCAUUGAAGGGCGGGUGGGCAUCCCCGAAGCAACGUCAGUGGAGACCAUCAGCAGCACUCUGAGCUCAGACACCGCUGCUGCCAUUCCCCGCAUGCAGCACGUGGCCGCUCUGCACCGCAUCCAACACCAGCAACUCCAGCAGCAGCAGCAGCAGCAGCAGCAUGUGGGAAAUCAGAACACCCAAAAGUCACCAGCAGAGUCUUCCCUCAGUGCAGCUAGUGCCUCUGCUGGGGAUACCUAUGGCGCUGCUGGUGCUGCUGCUGGUGCUGGUGCGGGCAGCAGCGGCGCCAACGCCUCUGUCUCCAGCUAUGGCCGCAGCAGCAGCAGCAGCAGCAGUAGCGGCACCCGCCCCACGUCGCCCCUCCGGUUUGGCGGGAGGCUGGCUGCGAAGCUGGCGGGUUCCUUCUCCUCCCUGGUUCCUAAAUCUCCCAAGUCUCCCAAAUCGCCCAAGUCCUCCAGGUCUCCCAAAUCUCCCAAGUUGCGGAGUCCCCGGAAGUUUGGAAGGAGAUUCGGUGCAGUGACAGGAACUGAGGGGGCGGGCGGAUCUGCAACAGCAGCAGCGGGGACAGCAACAGCAGGAGGAGCAGCAGCAGGAGGAGCAGGAGCAGGGCAAGGGAGAGGGUCGUCCUUGGUGGCAGCAGUGGCGCUAGGGGGUCACAAGAGCACCCCGUCCUUGACCCUAUCCACAGACGAAGGCCCCACUGCUGGCUCUGGGAAUUUCAGCAGCGAGGGGACUAUGAGCUGGGGCUCCCUCCUCUCAUCCUCCUCCCUCAUUGGCCGCUCCUUCUCCCUGCUCUCCCCGAGAAAAGGCACCAAAAUGCGCCGGGGAACCUGCCUUGUACCCUCGACGUCGACACGGGAAGAUGGGCAGGUGGAGGCGGCGGUUACUGGGGAUAGUGACUUGAGUGGGAUGUUGGGGGAUAGUGAAGUGAGUGGGGUGUGUGGUGGGGAUAGUGAGGUGAGCGGGGUGUGUGGUGGGGGGAUGUCGCUAGAAGCCAGUUUGAGCCAUGCAGGGCCGGAUGUGCUGUUGGGUGUGAGGGAUGCUGCUGAGGCAGCAGCAGGUGCAGCGGCAGGAGCAGGAAGAGCAGAAGCAGGCGUUGCAGAAGGAGCAGGAGUGGGAGUAGGGAUGGGUGCGGCAGGCGAGGCAGGUGGUGCUGUAAAGGGGUGUUUGAAUGACGGGGCUGAGGAUGUGUUAAUGGGCCACGUGCGUAGCAGGCUGCAGGCAGUGCAAGCAGGGCAGGCAGGGCAAGCAGGAAAGGCAGGGCAAGCAGGAGAGGCAGGAAAGGCAGAGCAAGCAGGGCAGGGGGCACAAGCUGGGAUGGCAGUACAGGCAGUGCAGGCGUGUAGGAGUGGGGAGGAGGCGAGCAACGAGGAAGAGAGUGGGAGGAAGUGGGCCCGGCAAGGCACUGCCGAUCGCAGGCUAGCGCUGCAGGGACAGGGGAAUUGUGGCGCAGGUGGCGCAGGUGGGGGAGGCGCAACAGGUGUGGCGGGCUGGGCAGGUAUAUCUGGUGGAGGUUUGUCCCAGGCAGGUGCGAGCUGGACACAGCCCAACCCAGACAGAAAGCUCUCUAGCUCCCUCCACAGCCCCACACACUCUCCUACCAGUAAUCCCAGAGGUGGUAACCGCGCUGCAGCAAUGAAUCGUAACAGUUCGAGCAAAUCACUGAAAGAGGAGGGUGUGUAUCAGCGGGUGCUGGUUGGGUUGGAGAUCCCAGAAGGGGAAGAAAAGAGGGGAGGUGAGGGGGUGCCGGAGAGACCAGUGCUGGGUGUGGGGGGAAUGCAUGGGAGGGUAUCUUCCGACAGUCCCUGCUACACUGACGUCGCCUUUAGGGAGUUUGUUUCAAAGCAGGAGGAAGCAUGA